AUGCGUGUCAUCUUAUCGGAGACAUCUCUCAUAUCUGUUGCAGGAAUAGGACAUCAGAAGCAGCUGCAGCUCAUCAAGAGGCUUGGACACACCCUGUCGGCCUAUAUAAAUUUGAAAGUCCCCAUGAACUUUGUGUCGUUCAACGUGCGGGACCACCGAGCGAUUCGGUUCGCUUGUGCCGUCCGAGCGAGCCGCAACCAAAACGCGGCACAGCGCAUGACGACGCACUGCAAGCGCCGUGACAUCCGAGCGCGUCACGCAACACUCGCUAGCGUUUGGUUUGCAUUCGUCAAGGCGUGA
Molecule: messenger RNA, 300 nt
Organism: Darwinula stevensoni
Lineage: Eukaryota; Metazoa; Arthropoda; Ostracoda; Podocopida; Darwinulidae
Source: the annotation of a GenBank genome assembly